Molecule: messenger RNA, 2035 nt
Organism: Williopsis jadinii
Lineage: Eukaryota; Fungi; Ascomycota; Saccharomycetes; Phaffomycetales; Wickerhamomycetaceae
Gene: NDT80
Product: transcription factor NDT80
Exons: 2
Coding region: 201-1913 (570 amino acids)
Biological process (GO): meiotic cell cycle; positive regulation of transcription by RNA polymerase II
Cellular component (GO): nuclear chromosome
Molecular function (GO): DNA binding; DNA-binding transcription factor activity
Source: RefSeq, a predicted model, not a curated record
GCCAUCUGCCACAAAAACGAAUUCCGAUGUGUUGUUUUGUUUUCCCCUUCAAUCACACAUUUCCAUCAACAUGAAUCAGCCCUUGUAAACAAGGGUCCCGCCAUAUUUGUUUUGAAGAAGAGAUAAACACCUCAGCGGAUUCUUCAUCUAACAUUUAACCAUUUCGACUGUUUCUUUACAAAGCAAAGUAGUUGUGAGUGAUGCCAAAUCUAACGCCACAUAAGGUACCGCGCCGCUCGGCGUCUGACCCUCUGAAGCGUAACCAUAAUACAACGUACAACUACGCCUUCCCGAAGAAGAAGAAGUUAGCGCCACGUUCAAGUCUUCAGUUCAAGAUUGGGCCGCCGUUUGCUCCUACAAGGCAUGUUCGGCCAGUGUUCAACUCCCUUGGAAGAAUCGUUGAACCUGUGCUUAACCCAAGAAUCGACAGAGGGUUCGAGGUUCUCUACAACGAGUGGGUUGGUUAUAAGAGAAACUACUUCACUCUGGUGAGCACGUUUCUGUUCGAUGGUGUUUCAUUUGGAGCAUUUGCUGGUGAUGAGUAUUUUAUACAAAAUGAAGAGAGGAAUACGCUUGUGAAGCAUAAGAUACAAUAUUUUGGUAUCCGCAUAGUGGCCAAAUCGCUGGACGACGGUACGAUUGUGAAUUUGGUUCAACAUACAGCAAAGAGAGAUAGAGGACCACAGUUCAGUCCCAAGGUUCAAAUUGUAGUUCCUGGAACGCUCCCAGGUCAUUCAGUUAUUAAAGAGGCUGCGAAUGUUAGAAACCUCGGCAAGAUUGCCAAGUUGAACGAAGUCUUCUUCUUUGAUAGAGACAAGCACAAAGACAGCUAUAGCAUUAGUGGGUUGGACUCGUACCCAGAAGACAAGAUCAUGAAAGUUGCUCGAUUCGAGAGGGUUCAGUUCUCGCUGUCGAUCAACUAUAAAAAGCCUUCAUUGAGCUCAAAACGAUUCAAGUUGGUUUUUGAGCUUGUUGGGUUUCUCAAUGAUAAGGACUUCGUUGUUUUAACAUAUAGAGAAACACCUCCUUUGAUCAUUCGGGGACGAUCACCUUCCAAUUAUUCAGGUUCUUCUACACUGCAACGUUCUGUUAAAGAACCUGUAGAGUCUGAUGCGACAUAUGACUCUGGGAUGCAGUCAGUGUCCUUUCCAGCCGAUGACUAUGAAACUUUUGAGAUUCUUAGGGAAGCAAAUGAUCAGAUGAAUCUGGAGAGUGUGCUUGGUGAUUCAAAUCAGAAUAAGAAGAGAGGAGGCAGAAGGCCAAAGUCUACAAAUUCAGGAAAGAAACAAGAUAUCACGCCUAUGAUGGUAAAGGAUACCGAACUGAAGGCAAAAGGAUUUCCCAACAAAGAUAUUUUAUGCUAUUCGCAAUAUAUGCCUUCACAAAAUAUCCUAUCCGAGAUAUCUGGAAAUAUAAUGGGGCAGUGUCAUGUCAGCGAGUCACAUCCAGCUUGGGAUAGGGCAAUGGAUCCCUACUCUCAUCUACCCUCAGUGUUCACUAUGAACUCUUCUAAUGAGAGGUUAAGGUUAUGUGAUGCUCAGAGUUAUGAACAAGAGCCGUACAACUCUUCGCACUGUAGCUUUGGUCUCGUUGAUCUUUUUGAUGGUCAGCAGGAAACAGUUGAUAAACCACAUGAUCAAAAAAUUACAUUUCCCAUGAGCACUGAGGACGAAAAUGAAUAUGGACCUUCCAUGAAGAUUGUACGUGAUCAGAUCGAUCCUGAUUUGUUAUUUGAAAAUGACCUCAAACUAAUGAAAGAGCUGGGUGUUAAAUUGGAUGAACACGAGCCUUUCAACAACUCAUCACAUCACUUCGAAGAAUUCAUUUACACAAAGUCAGAUAUUUACGGUGGGAAAGGUGAGAUCCAGAAUUGCGAUGAACUCAGACGUUUCCCAUCGUUCUUUGACGAAUAGGUGGUGAUGAGCAAUUGUUUUCGUGCUACAUAUAUGGUUUGGCGAACUAAUGGGGCGAUGAGCUUUUCGGUAAGGCCACUUUACGGUGGUAAAUUUUCAGUCCAUUAAUACAUAGCAAGAAG